Messenger RNA from Rotaria sp. Silwood2, 705 nucleotides. NCBI's taxonomy places the organism in Eukaryota, Metazoa, Rotifera, Eurotatoria, Philodinida, Philodinidae. The record is from the annotation of a GenBank genome assembly.
AUGUCUUAUAAAAUCAACAAAAACCAAGAAUAUUCGGCCAAUUGUACAUGGCAACGAAAUUUAUCCGAUGCUCGUGAUAUUCGUAUUAAUCUUGAAAACAUUUUUGAUAGUUCAUUUCAGUUGUUACUUGAUGUCUUGAAUAGUUUUAAAUCAUUAAAUGAUACUGAUCCAGCAGGUUUACUUUUAUCAUUAUUUACAUGUGUUGGUCAUUUUUCUAGUGACUCGAUUGUUAGAAUAACAAAUCACGUCAGUAAUCUUAAUAUUUUUUUAUUAUUGAUUGGACCAUCAGGUAGCGGCAAAUCAAAAAUUAUUGCACCAGUAAAAAAUAGUAUUAUCAAUACAAUUAAAGCGUUGGGAAUAUCAGAAGAUGAAGGAGGAAUAGUGGAUGAUUUUACAAUAGCUUCUCUAUCUGCUAAGUUAGCAAAAUCUAAUGUGUUCGUUGUCACAGACGAUGCUGAAAAGCCUUUAUUAGAAAUGGGUUUUUAUUCACCAUUAUCCGAAAUUAGUGCUAGUGAUCGAAUUUCUGGAUAUAAAUUUUAUGGUAGCAUUCCAACCACCAAAGACACAAUGAUGCAUCAUCCAGAAAUUGCUUCACAUCUAUCUUUUGUUGGUGCAACAAUAGGUCGUUUAUGGUACCGCUUAAUAAAUUAUUAUUCUCAAGGUCAUCAAAGUAAUGGCUUUUCAGAACGGUCAGUUAUUGUAUAA